This is a messenger RNA of Amorphotheca resinae ATCC 22711, 219 nucleotides long. RefSeq lists its product as hypothetical. NCBI's taxonomy places the organism in Eukaryota, Fungi, Ascomycota, Leotiomycetes, Helotiales, Amorphothecaceae. The record is from RefSeq and is a predicted model, not a curated record. Gene Ontology annotation, molecular function: zinc ion binding; DNA-binding transcription factor activity, RNA polymerase II-specific. The coding region runs from base 1 to 219 and encodes 72 amino acids. Gene Ontology annotation, biological process: regulation of DNA-templated transcription. The transcript has 2 exons.
AUGGGGCGGAAUACUGGGUGUGAUACAUGCCGAAAGCGGAAGAUCAAGUGUGAUCGUUCGGAACCUGCAUGCGUGAACUGUGUCCGCAGUGGCUGGCAAUGUCCCGGCUAUCCACCAAAGUUUGAGUUUCAGGAAGUGAUGAUUAGCAGCUAUGACAGCAAGCCCAGCUCCUCUCGAUCGAACAAGCCCGGAUCCACGGACGAGGUCAAAGACUCUUAG